UUUUUCAAAUUUUUUUUUAAAAAAAAAAAUAUUUUUUUUAACUUCUUCUAUUUUUUCUUCUUAGCGCAUAAAAUGUUGUGGACAAAAUGUUUGAUUCUGUUGGGAAUCAGUAUAAACCUGCAUGAGUGUGUUCAGUAUCAAGCUGAAACUAAUCUGAAAAAAUCCCUCUUGAAAGAUUAUGACAAAAACGUGAUACCCAUAGAAGAACACGACAAGCCGGUUGACGUCAAGCUUGGCUUGUCAUUGAUUUACAUGGAUAAAUUGUGUCCAAAAACUAACGAAUUUCACGCCACGUUUUAUGUGAAGAUGUCAUGGAAUGAUCCAAGAUUGAAAUGGGAUCCUGCAAAGCACGAAAAUAUACAAAAAAUACUUUCUUUUAGAUACGAAGAUAUCUGGUACCCGGAUGUUAUAUUAUAUUUUGGGAAAGAGGAAAUAACUGAUAAGGUCUCCAAAAAUAUAUACACAAUAAUAGAAAAUACGGGGAAUGUUUUAUGGGUACCUCCGGUUACAAUUAAGACCCAUUGCCUUUCACAACUCAACAAAUCGUAUCCACCUGACAUCUCAUCUAACUGGUUGGAUAAAAGAGAGGAGUUCCCGGAAACAUUUUUUGAGCAGAGUAGUCACGAGCUAAUCCGUUGGUGCUUUUUAAGGUACGGUUCUUGGGUAUUCGAUAACAGUAUGCUACAUUUAGAUUUGUUUGAAGGUGAUAACAAAAUUGACAUAAAUUACUACUUCCCCACCGUGAAUUGGGAAUUGAUGGAUAAUAUAGUCUUCGCAAAAAAUACUACCUACCCAUGUUGCCCUGAGUCCUCUUAUACCUCUAUAACGUUUGCUAUGAAAUUCCGAAAGAUGUUUGAUGAAAACUAAAUAAUAAUUAUUUUUUUUAUUUCAUUCUAAUAUAAUAUAUAUUUUUUUAAAUUAUUUUUUAUACUAUAUAAAUUACGUUUCAAAUAUAGUAAAUAAAUUAAAAAUUUGAAGAAUUUUCAAAA
This is a messenger RNA of Gordionus sp. m RMFG-2023, 989 nucleotides long. Its product is annotated as acetylcholine receptor subunit beta-type lev-1-like. The transcript has 5 exons. Gene Ontology annotation, molecular function: excitatory extracellular ligand-gated monoatomic ion channel activity; transmembrane signaling receptor activity; transmitter-gated monoatomic ion channel activity involved in regulation of postsynaptic membrane potential. Gene Ontology annotation, cellular component: neuron projection; synapse; plasma membrane. The record is from RefSeq and is a predicted model, not a curated record. The coding region runs from base 73 to 867 and encodes 264 amino acids. Lineage: Eukaryota; Metazoa; Nematomorpha; Gordioida; Chordodea; Parachordodidae. Gene Ontology annotation, biological process: nervous system process; chemical synaptic transmission; monoatomic ion transmembrane transport.